GGCCCGGCAGUCACUGCCGCGCCGAAGAUGUCCGGGGUGUCAGUGGGCAAGGAGAAGGUUGGGGAGGCGCGGCUGGUCUCGCUGCCCCUCUCCCGCAUCCGAGUCAUCAUGAAAAGCUCCCCCGAAGUGUCCAGCAUCAACCAGGAGGCGCUGGUGCUCACGGCCAAGGCCACGGAGCUUUUUGUGCAGCACCUGGCCAUCUGCUCGUACGGCCACGGCGGGGCCCAGGACAAGAAGGCGCUGACCUACGGCGACCUGGCCAGCAUCACGCAGCAGUCGGACGCGCUGCAGUUCCUCACAGACAUCCUACCCAAGAAGAUCCUGGCCAGCAAGUACCUGAAGAUGCUGAAGGAGAGGCGGGAAGAGGAAGACAGCGACGCGGAGGCCGGCUCCUGAGCGCUGAGCCCUCGCUGGGGCCCUGCAGGUGGACAGCGGGUACCGGGCCUGAGCCUGCACCUGCACGCUGGGCCUUGGGGGGCUCCCCCACAGCGAGGCCAGCUCGUGCCUGCUGUGGUCCAACGUGUAUUCCGUGCAUUUCGGCGUUUCAAGCAGUUCGGGGGACGCUGUGUGCAGGUGCUAAUUUCCUAUGGUGAAGGACGUCUUUUCUAUUAAAGGCACGGGCACAUUUUCACAG
Molecule: messenger RNA, 634 nt
Organism: Ochotona curzoniae (black-lipped pika)
Lineage: Eukaryota; Metazoa; Chordata; Mammalia; Lagomorpha; Ochotonidae
Gene: CHRAC1
Product: chromatin accessibility complex subunit 1
Exons: 3
Coding region: 28-396 (122 amino acids)
Cellular component (GO): CHRAC; nucleus
Molecular function (GO): protein heterodimerization activity
Source: RefSeq, a predicted model, not a curated record